This is a messenger RNA of Colletotrichum orchidophilum, 948 nucleotides long. RefSeq names its product RTA1 like protein. Lineage: Eukaryota; Fungi; Ascomycota; Sordariomycetes; Glomerellales; Glomerellaceae. Bases 1 to 948 code for a protein of 315 amino acids. The record is from RefSeq and is a predicted model, not a curated record. Gene Ontology annotation, cellular component: fungal-type vacuole; plasma membrane. The transcript is spliced from 2 exons.
AUGUCAAACAUUUGCCCUCUUCAAACGAAUGCCCACUGCACCGUGGAAACAUGCCCCCUCAGCUGCGCUCAGGUGGAGUAUCUUCCCACACUCGCCGGCAAUGCUGUCUACGCCGCGGCCUUUGGCCUACUUCUGAUCGCCCAGAUCGGGCUCGGGAUCCGAUAUAAGACUUGGGGAUUCAUGGUCGGCAUGACCUGUGGUCUCGUUCUCGAGAUCGUUGGAUACGCCGGCCGGAUCAUGCUGCAUAAUAACCCAUUCGACUUUAAUAAUUUCAUCAUUUAUCUCAUCCCUCUAACCCUCGGCCCCGCCUUCCUCGCUGGCGCCCUCUACCUCUGCCUCUCCCGCAUCAUCAUCGCCCACGGCCAACAAAUCUCCCGCUUCAGUCCGCGCACGUACGCAAUCGCCUUCAUGACGAGCGACCUCAUCUCCCUCAUCCUUCAAGGCGCCGGCGGCGGUCUCGCAGCCACGGCCAAUACACGCUCUGGAGGUGACACGGGAAGGGCCAUCAUGGUCGCGGGCGUCGUGUUCCAAGUCGUCUCGCUGCUCGUCUUCAUGCUCCUGUGGCUGGAAUUCGUCUUCCGCCUGCGCAAGAUGAGCGAGGGCGACAAGGGCGCGGCGCGCUUCGCGGAGCUGAGGGCGACGAAGAAGUUUGCCUGGUUCCAGUGGGCGCUCGGCGCGGCUGUCUUGCUCGUCUUUGUUCGUUCCGUGUACCGCGUUGUGGAGCUGCAGCAGGGCUUCAAGGGCCCCGUUGCCAAUGACGAGGUGUCCUUUAUGAUUUUGGAAGGGCCCAUGAUUUUCUUGGCGGUUCUUGCUAUGACGGUGUUGCAUCCUGGUAUCGGGUUUGGUGGCCAGUGGAGCAGCGCGGCUUGGUCUGUCAAGCAUUCUAGAAAGACUGCUUUUGAGAUGAGCAGUUCAUCUAUGGAGGAGAUUCGGGGGCACAAUGUUUGA